Molecule: messenger RNA, 13162 nt
Organism: Carcharodon carcharias (great white shark)
Lineage: Eukaryota; Metazoa; Chordata; Chondrichthyes; Lamniformes; Lamnidae
Gene: cep350
Product: centrosomal protein 350
Exons: 38
Coding region: 104-9988 (3294 amino acids)
Biological process (GO): microtubule anchoring
Cellular component (GO): centrosome
Molecular function (GO): microtubule binding
Source: RefSeq, a predicted model, not a curated record
UGGCGUCAGAGAGGGGCGAGUUAGGGCGCUGGUAACGGUCACCCCGGAGAGCGAUCGAGAGCGGCCAUGUCCCGACCCACAGCACAACAGGUGAGCUGACAAGAUGUGGAGCAGCAAAUCUAAGAAUGCGUCCCUGCUAAACCCGGGACUGAUGCAGAAUCAGAAUACAAGGCAAGAUUUGGCCUCAGCAUGGGAUACAGUCCACCAGACCAAAGCUGCUUUGCGCCAUAUAGAGAACAGGCUGGAAGCUGUGCCCACCAGCACUGCAGUGUUAGACACGGUGAUGGAUACUAAGAAGGCUUCGAGCAGUGCUACCAGAAAAAUCAGCCGGAAGGAUGGAAGGUACCUGGAGGAUUCUGCAGCUAGUGCUUCAGCUGUCAAGUCCAGGAGUCGCAGCAAAUCACGGAAGGACAAAACAUCCCGGAGCCCCCUGAGAUCUACCACUCUGGAGAGCAAUGUGAAGAAGAGCAGUCGAGUAGAAUUCAGAGAUCCAUUAGCUGCAUAUAGGGAAGUGGAUGUCAGGGUCCCAUCUUAUCUGACUGCGAGCCAGCUGGAAGCUCAACGCCUCCUUUCUGAACUUAACUCCAGCGAAGUGCGAGGGAAGGAGAGUGAAAUCAACCACAUGAUAUACGAGCGAGACAACCGGAAUUACCACUGUUUGGAUGAUGAGAGCACACGCUCGACAGCAGUGGACGACACUGAGGUGAAAUAUCUCAACGAUCGCUCUGCACUUGAUGCCCUACACAACUCCAAUGCACUUUACAAAACUCUCGGCCGAGGUGCUCUGGGACAGAAAGUUGGUACCACCAAAGGCACCCACUCUAAGAUUGCAAGCUACGAGUCUGACACAAAGAGUGAUUGGCCUUCUGAGCAGUCUCAGCUGUCCUCCCCAAGUUCCACGCCUGAGUCAGUGAUGCAGAAACUGGAGAUGAUGCGUAGGAAGCAGCAUGACGACAAGCUCGAGAAGCUGAAGGAGCGAAUCAGGAAGCAGCGGGAGCAGUCGGAGGAAUCUGCCGAGAGGGACCGGAUGCUAAACUUCUCUGAGUUGCCUGCAGUGCCUGCUGUAGAUACUGCAGUUUCUACUACCAAAGUGAGAAAGGUUGCUGCAGCACCACCUGCGCCAUCGUACAAAGGUUUCAACCCCAUGGAGACGAAAAUCCGAACACCUGAUGGCAAAGUGUGGCGUGAGGAUGAAUUACACAGUGUCAGCAGAGACCUGUAUCGGGACUUCACACUCCAGUUAGCGGAGAGCAGUAAGAUGAAGGAAGCUGCAUGUGAAAAAACCAAAGAGAAGAGAAUCACUAAACCAGUGCGGAAAGUGCAGAAAAUAGCUCGAUCACCGAGCCCUGACAAUAAACCAAGUGCCCAUGUUAUCAGCACAGCCUCCUGGCGUGAAGGUCAGAAGCUGGUGAAGAUGGUUCUGGGACCUGCACCUAAGACAGUGAAGGAAAAUGGGGUGGCUCCCAGCCCAAGAGCUGGGAGAGAGAGGAAUGAAAGGCCAAGUUAUCUUUAUGCACUUCCUACAGGGAAUUGCACAAGAGCAGACUCUGACACCAGGAUUGAAACUUCUAGGAAGUUGAGGCCCAGAAGUUCUGAGCGGCAGAGAGCUGAGCAGCAGCCAGAGACUGACCGGAGAAAGGAGGAGAAGCAGAAUGAGCUGGAUAUGCUGAAUACGCAUGUGCUGCCAGUGGAAGUACGAGGGAUCCUCGAUGACCUUCAGCUCAAGGCAUCCCCUCGAGAUCCAGAAGAGAAGGUGGGUUUGGAAGAUGGUAAGAAGCCGACUGGAGGCCGGGCCUCUUCGAGAAGUGUAAGCCCAGUUAAAAGGAAGCAGGAGAAGCCCAACCUGAGUACAGAAAUGCAGCUGAAACGGCUGCGGCACUAUGAUGCCGAGGAGGUGCGCCAAUACAUUGCUCGGCAGCAGGUAGAGAGGAAGAAGAGGCAGACAGAGGAGAAGAAAGCCCAGAAGGAAGCACUGGAACAAAAGAACAAACGCCUGCAGGAGCUCUACAGGAAGCAAAAAGAAGCCUUCUCAAAGCCCAGGCCGGAAGCCGUGUGCCAGAAACGUUUCCAGGAGACGUUCUCGAAAUAUGUGUCAGAGCCGGUAAAGGUCGAUGACCCGCCUCACCACCAGGCAGCCCAGGAGGAGAGACAGUCAAGGACUGUCUACCAGCCUUCAGGGGAGUCUGAUAAAGAAAACAAAGGUCAGGAGCGGCCCCUUAGCGCCUCGUCGAGUAGCGACAUGUCUCUGUCUGAGCCUUCACAUCCUGCAGGCAGAAAUGACCAUUUAGACUCCUGGAUGCCGGCUCAUCGACUCAACCAUGCAGUUCAGCCAGCACUACCUCACAGUGCAGGCAACCUUUUCUUGCACCCACCAAAUCUGGAACCUCGAGGUUUGUUGCCAAAGGAUUUGGAAGCAGUGGCAAAUAGGAAGGAAUCUCCGUCGAAAGGGCAGGUGUUUUCUCUGCAAUACCCAUCCUCCGGCUCCUCACCAUAUGACUACACAGCAGGGGCACAAAAGGCCACAGCCCCGCACAAAAGCAGAUUAGACCGCAUUGAGGCACUGAAGGCAAUGGCGGCCUCCCUCUCCAACCGGAUUGAGAGUGGAGCCAAAAGACUUGCAGGCGCAGGCAUCAACUAUGGAGCUGCGCAGAGCUCAGAGCACGAUGUGCUCCAGACUGCAUGGGACGAUGGACGCUGGGCAAAGCCUGCCAGUCCUCCUGUCCAUGACAGCGGUGAGGAUGACAUCUCUCCCAGAAUUCGGCGAAUCCGAGGAGCCAGCGUAGGCCACACAACCUACGAGGAUCAGCUGCCGGGAGUCUGCAAUCUGUAUGAAUACAAAAAGGUUGGCGAGUCAACCCGUUGCCAAGCCUCUGCAGCGGCGGUGGCCACAGAGGUCAGGACUUCAGGGACUGACAGGUACCAAGAAGUGAGCUGGGAAAACACUUACAAGAGGUCACUUGAGGCCCUGGAGCAAGACCUGCAAAAGCUCAGCAGGGAGAGGAAUCCAUUUGAUUCCCCCCAUUCUAGUGGGGGGUCGAUCAGUGAAGGGCCACUACUGAGUGAAGGAAGCCUCUCUGAGGAGGAUGGUCUACCAAGCUGUAGAGACCCCAUCAAAUUAACGGAAAAGUUAAGGGAUAAGGAAUUCUGUGCAGGAGAAUCAAGCAUCUCCAGGCCAGUUGCAGAAUUCCAAAAAGAAGCAGAGAAGUACCAGCCCCUGCAACUACAUCCAGAGGGAGGCAAGAACAGAGCACCAUGGGAAGAGCUAACCAAGGGAAGUCCUCACAGUGUGAUUAACAUCUUUGCAAAGAGUUACCAGUUCUAUGGAAAAGGAGGUUUGGAGGACGAGUCUGACAGAGGCUCACCAACGCUGCAGCCCCUGUUGUCUGCAGCAAGCUCUGAAGAAGUAGCUCCAUAUGAAGAUGAUUUCCUCUCCUCCCAGAGCAGCACAAGUUUGAACAGGAAGAUUCCAUCAUACCAAAGCAGUGCCAGCAGUCCAUCCAAUGCCCAGGGAGAGCUUCCCAGCAAAAGAUCUCAUGAUGGAAGGCUCGGCGAGAUAUCCCAGCGGUUCUCAGGACAGCGUUCCACUACCUCCUCCCGAUCCUCAGGCUCUUCAGGAAAGAAAAUGAAAAUGGAUGCUUUGGCAGGUGCUGAUGUUGCUGGGAGUGUGCGGCAUUCUCCUGUGGAUGAUGUGACCUGGGCAUCUGCCAGUAUUUCAGAGCGGAGCUCCCCUGAGGGAAGGAUACCAGGCCUGGGUCAAGGCUUAGCCGUAGAUCUUGAGCAAAUGAAAGACGCAAACGACUCUGUGGAAGAACCAAUCAUUCAUUCCCCAACUAGUGUCCAAGUGGAGGCAUCGAAGCACAAAAAAGCCCCAGGCUCUUUGUCCUUUCAGUCUACUGUCAGCACUGUGUCUCAGAGGCCUUUUCAGAAUGACAUGACGACAGCAUCAGGAGAUGGGACAAGACAGCUGGCCACUACUGCCUUCACACCUUCACCUUCUCUAACCUACAGACCGCAAAUUGCUGACGCCAGUGUUACAGCAGCCAGACCCCCUACAUCCUCAGCUGCAGCCUCCAUGUUCAGCUCUCCCCUAAGUCUCCAACAUCGUAUGACCGCUGAACUCACUUAUUUGGAUGCCAUAGAGGAGUCUGUCCGACAGCUCUCAGAGAUAGACAGGACCCGGGGGAUUGCGCUUGCUCAACAGGAGACCGUGUCGUUGGCUCAGAUCCUAAAGGCCCAGCAACAGAGACAUGCGCAUGACAUAGCCCUGCUGAAGCUGAAGGCUGAACAGGAAACGGUGGCAAGUCAGAGACAGCUAGAGGAGACCAGACAGAAAGCUGCACAGGCACAUGCAGAGAGUCUGCAACAGUUUGCACAGACGCGCCAAGAGAUGCUGCAAGAAUCCACAAGUAAAAUGAUGACUCAACAGGUGGAAGCUGCUCGGCUGGCUGCAGACACAGUACGACAAGUUAAAGAGGUACACAGAACCUCUCUCAGCACCCCACUCAACAAGAGGACCUAUUCCCCCAAUCAAGUUGAAAACCUAGCACAGAUGACUGAGUUGGCGUGUGCGCAGAUUACAGCAGGAUCUCCGACUGUUGUGGCCACGAACCUAUCUCGUGGAGCAGCUGCAGUGCCAGUGACUGCGCUGUUGGACCAACAGAGACAACAGCAUUCGGAUUUUAUGAAGCAGCUGAGAGCCAGGACUGAACCUGACAGCAGAAAGAAUGAGUGCAGCCCAGCUGGACCUGUGGAGAAGCUGUCUGAUUCGAAAAUUCAUUACUCUGCUUCAUUAGACAGCCUGACUGAGUCAUCGAGAUGCAAACAUCAUGAUCGAAGCAGUGGCAGCAGCAGACAAGACAGCCCCUCCUUACCCUCCUUGGAGAAAAGAGCAGAGAGCAGAACCUCCCGUCAAGAAAAAGGAAAUAGCUCUAUUGAAGAGGAGGUGCACACAGCAGCUGACGACUCGAUCCACAGUGACAGUGUGCCUUCAUUACCUGAUGAGAAAGACUCCGCCUCCGUUGUCACUGAGUACUCCCUUAAGUUUGAUGAGUCGAUGACCGAAGACGAGAUUGAAGAGAAAUCCUUCCGUUCCCUGCUGCCAUCAGAGAGCCACCGCCGCUUUAACAUGGAGAGGAAACGCAGCCGGCAGGAUGAUUCAGACGAAGACAUGGCUCGGGAUCAGUCUGCCUCAACAGCUGUCAAACAUGAUUUGAGCAUGCCUUUCUCCGGGGGACAGGACAGUUUCUCCAAAUUCACCAUGGAGAUGGUGCGACAGUACAUGAAAGAAGAGGAGAUGCGUGCCCAGCACCAGGUGUCGCUCCUCAAGCUGCGAGAACGAGCCUUGAAGGAAAAGACCAAAGCAGAGCUGGCCUGGCUGGAGCACCAGAAGAAACGCCUGAGAGACAAAGGAGAAGAUGACAAGAUGCCACCCAUCCGUAAGCGACAGCGUGGGUUGCUUCUCAGGCUGCAGCAGGAGCAGGCUGAAAUCAAACGUCUCCAAGAAGCCAAUAGGGCUGCUCGCAAGGAGAGGCAGCUGAUCCUGAAACAGCAGGAGGAGAUCCAGCGCAUGCGCCAGACCACCAUCAAAAUUCAGGAGAAACUCAAAUCGGCUGGAGAGAGCAAGCUGGAGCAGCGGAACACAGAACAACUCGAGAUAGAGAAUGUUUCUAAAGUGAGCCACGUUUCCAGCCCUUUGCAGACAGAUGUGGAGACAAGGAGCCCCUCCCCUAUUUCUAUCUCGGGGAGUGAGACCAGCAGCAUCAUGCAAAAACUAAAGAAGAUGCGCAGCCACAUGGAUGAAAAGUUCCUCACUAAGCGGGAGCAGAAACUGAUGCAUCGGCGACGAUAUGCAGAGGAGCUGCUCGAGUGGAAACGGCGGCUCGAUGCUGAGGAAGCUGAGAUCCGCCGAAUGGAAAAGCAGGCCCUGGCUGCUUGGGACAAGGAGCUCAAACAAAAAGUGGCAAAGAGAGAGGCGAGCGAAAGAAGCCCAGGAUCUAAGGACACAGCCAGUGAGGAAGAAUGCCCUGCACCAUCUUGCUCCCAGCCCCACAGUGACAGCUCUAUUCCAGAGGAGGUUGCAAGUCCGCCUGCACAGACUGUGGAACCAGCAUCAGUAGUCCUUAGGAUGUCCACCAGUCCUGACCAUAGUGUUUUCACAGAUGAUGGUUAUUCCCAGGACUUUGAAUCUGUGGCAACACUCAGCAAACAGUCUCCUCCCUCAAAAGUGACUGUCAGUACAUCGAAGCAAGAUGGUCAGAAAAGCAGCUCCAGCCUCGGUAUACACAUCAGGCCUGUACUAAAAUUCCGUCAAGCAUCCAGCAGCUGGUCUGAUGAAUCUGUUUCUGUGACGCAGUCAGAAACGACGUCAGAUCAGAGUGAUAUUGAGAGCAGGAUCCGUGCACUGAAGGAUGAGCUUAGGAAGCGCAAGUCCAUUGUGGACAAGCUGAAGAAAGAGCAGAAGAAACGUCAAAAGGAGAGAUUGAAAGCACAGGAGGCUAGCCUCAUCAAACAACUUGAGUCUUAUGACGAAUUUAUUAAGAAGACCCAGGCUGAACUAAGUAAAGACCUUGAUGUGGCUAGCUCAACCAAACCACAGAUCAAAACCCUGCACUCCACUGCUGCUGAGAAGCCCAAGAUUAAACCGCCCUCUUUGCAGAGGUCUGAGUCUGCAAAGAAUUGGAAAGUCCUUACUGAGGGUGAAAUAUCCAGAGCAUCACUGGGCUCCAUUGCCAAGCAGGACCAAAGAUCAUCGAGUCCAAAUGGACAGAUAUCCAACUUGCUCAGCGAACUACAGUCAUCAGAUCAAAGCAAGUCUGCAGUCUUUGAUAGUCGAGUUGAUGAGUCCUCUAGAAGCCCUUCUCCAGUUUUCAAAUCUCAUGUGAGAUCUCAACCAGACUUUGUUGAGAAGCUAGAUAACUUGCCAGCAUUCCCCCAUCAAAAGGGAGCUCUUGAAUGUGGUCGUUUGCCAGAUCAGUUGGCCAUUAGGUCUGAAGAUGGUUCUGGUGAUGAAAGUGUUGUGUCCAGUCAUCGAUCCAUGCAAGAUGAUGUCCAGGAGGAACUUGAAAAUAUAAAGUCAGAAGAGUCUGAUGUAGAUGACGUGCUUGGCCCCUCUCAGCAGUCCGAUAAGUCUGAGCCUUUACUGAAACUAGACAGUGAAAAACCACAGCCCCUCGACAUCUCUGAGCUUAUCGAGGGAUUGACUCAGCGAAGCACCGUCCUAUCUGAUAACACAGAACAGCCUUUUGUGGCCGCGCAUGUUGAAAAGAAGUUUGAGGAUUUGAAGGGUGAAGAAUGCGACUUGCACAAGGAAGGCCGUACUGAUGAGGAAGAUGGAAUGAUUGAUCUUUCAGCUAGUUCUGUGAAAAUUGUUAAAUCAGUUAAGUCAGACACCUUGGUUGGAUCUGAGAGUUCUCACCAUAGGGCUUUGGAUAAAACACCACAAAAGAAUGAUUCCUAUCCUCAAGAUUUUGAGCGCCUAUCCCUGGGCAAGGAGACAUCUUACUCAGAAGAUUUUGAGUCAUCGCCAAGAAAGGAGGCAUCUGAAGAUAUGGAUGAAAGUUCACGUGCUGGGAGUUAUAAAGCUGACUCCAAAUCUGUAGGGGUCCUUUCACCAAGAAACAAGGUUACUUAUGAUGAAAAUGUCACUGAGCCCCAAAUGCUCUCCUAUGCUGAAUGUUCCAAGCAGGAGGAAAUUAGUGAAGGGGAGAAGCCUUCUCGAAGUGUCUCCCCAAGCAGCAGCGUAGAUGAUGAAAUCAGUGAGCGGUUGAGUGAGAAAUCCUUUUCCAGCUGUGGUAGCAUACAUUCAGAACAACUUCUGGAUUUGAAAUCACCAACUGAGAAGUGCAGAACUGAGGAGCCAAGUGAUGCCAGCAAUGAACAGACACCUGUGCCAUCGCACUCUCCCUCCCCGUGUCACACUCCAAUGCCUACAUCGCGUGAAACCGAUGAGCUGCCCGAAUUCCAAAUUGGUGCCAGAGUUUUAGUUAGUAGCAUCCAACCAGGGACACUUCGCUUCAAGGGAAGAACAAACUUUGCCAAUGGCUUUUGGGCUGGUGUGGAGCUGGAUACACCAGAAGGCAGUAAUAAUGGCACAUAUGAUGAAGUUGAGUACUUCAGAUGCAAGGACAAACAUGGCAUCUUUGCUCCUCCCCACAAGAUUUCCCUUCUACCUGAGCAUUAUGAGAAUGUCAUCGAUACAACGGAAGAUGAAGGUGAGCUGUUCUUAGAAGAUAAAUUAGAUCAAGAGUACAAAACAUGCAGCGGGGAUGAGGAAAGACCAGAGCUUUCAAAAGAAGAAAGCAAACUGCAGGAAGGAGAGUCGGAUUUAAGUGAAACCCCUAUUGAUCAAGUGGAUUUUAAGCUGACUGUUUUUGAAAACAACUUAAAUGACCAACAUGCAAGAAAUCCUUUUUCUGAACCUAAUACCAUUGAAUUUCUGCGUAUUAUCAAUGAAUCUGGUAAAGCAGUGGAGUCUUUUGUUUGUGAUCAGAAUUUAGAGGAGUAUUUGCCCAAGUUGGGUGAGGAGGAACAAUUGGCAAAUUUGAGCAAAGACCAGGGUGAAGAAAAUUUUAACCCACCUGACGUGCCCCUAGAGAAGGCAUCCACAAUUGUGCUGGAGGCGGCCACUGAUUUUGUCACAGAGUUCUCUGUGUGUUCUUCCGGUGAAACAAAGGAGGAAUUUUCACCUGCUAUCCAUGAGAAGACUUCAACUCCUCUCUUGGAUUUACUGAACAGGGAAAAGGAACAACUUGAGGCCCAGAUAAGAAUACCAAACCUCGAGCCUGAAUCUGAGGAAAUAUAUGAGGAGAGUGAGGACUUUAAAGGAGAGGAAGUAAAGAACCAUCAUGAAGACAGUGAGGAUUAUAAAGGAGAUGAUUUGAAGAGCAAUGAGACAAAAGCCAGCUCAUUGGCUGAUAUUAUCCUGUCUUCCUAUGUCAAGGACACUGUCAAUCAAUUGCAGCAACUCAAGAAGUCUCGAGAUGUGAAGAUCCAUCUUACUAACCAAGAGUUGCAGUUCAAAUCGGAUGUUGAAUCCUCACCUAGGUCAUCUCCCAAGGGUCUGGAGAUACAAAAUGAGGAUGUUGUCCAACAGCAGACAUCUGCUGAAAGGGAUGACAGUGAUGAGGAUAAGGAGGAAGUAUUAUCUCCAGAUCUUUGUCCUAGACCUGGCAGUCCAGUGUUUGGCACAAGUGGGCAGGAGGAAUUGGCCAAGCGCCUGGCAGAGCUGGAAUUGAGCCGUGAACUACUCGAUGACCUGGGAGAGGACCAAGACUGGUUUGACGAGGACUUUGGACUGAGCUGUCAUAAAGCGCAGCAGCCAGUCCAGGAGCCCCUGCCGCCAAAAACUGUACCUCAGAAAAUCCACGAGGAGCCCUACUUUGCUGUACCUCAUGAUGCAUUCGAGGUUGAGAAGUUAGUCCAUGCAGCAGCCGAGGAGCUGUGGAAGUGGCAGGAACUCGGCCAUGAUCUGCGAGAUGUGCAAAUACCCCCAGACUAUCUUGGGAAUAAUAAAGGGCAAGAUGUAGAGAGCGUCAGCAAAAGAGUUUAUUGUGAGGCUGUAUUUAAUUUGACUAGAGAGAUUUUUACUGAGAUUUUUGCCGAAGACCCCAACGCCAGCCAGCCGCCGUGGAUGAAGCCCAGCAGGAUUAGCUCUGCUUAUUUCAGACGAGUGAGGAACCCACAGGAUUUUAAUGAAGUGAAGACCUUCAUUUCUGAUGAGGUCCUGAAGCUGUUUGGAUUCAGCAAAGAACAAAACCACAAGACAGACUGGCAGAAGAUGAUGAAAUUUGGUAGGAAGAAACGUGAUCGAGUGGACCACAUUCUGGUCCAGGAGCUUCAUGAGGAAGAAUCCCAAUGGGUGAAUUAUGACGAGGAUGAGCUUUGUGUGAAGAUGCAGUUGGCAGAUGGGAUUUUCGAUGCCCUGAUAAAAGACACAAUAAACGUGCUGAAUCAGAUUCAGGGGAAACAGUCAAAACUCACAUUAUCCUAACACGGGCCAUGCCAUCGCCUGACCUGUGGACUACAGAAAGGAGGCCAAGCCUCAGCUUCCUCGGGCAAGAGAGUUGGUGAGCUGAGGGGAGUCGUCCUUCAGCCCCUGAACCCAUCCCACCGAUUGGGCUGUGACAUCUGGCAUGGUGUUUCCUCAAUGUGUAGAUGGUUUGGGACAUCAAUCCUGUUCCAGAGUCGGUCGACAGGCAACAUGUGGAUACCAGAAGUGCCAAUUUUUUCCCUUCCUAUUUAUAUACACCCUUAAUCCCAUUUAUUUAUCCAAACUGUAGCAUAGACUUGAAUUCAGAGAAGUUUGCACAUUCAAUUUUUUUUCUCGCAUUUACGCCUAUGUUUACGUUUUUAGAAAUCUGUGUAUCUUGAGGUGCUUUGGUAUCUGUGUUUGGUGUACGCUAGCUCUGAGAGUUGAAUUUAACAAUGGCUGAUAUCAUACAUUGAAUGAGCACUACCUCUGAGCUAGGAGUAUAUCUGCAUGAUUGAAGCAGAGAACAAAAAGAUUGAGAUGGAAAAAAUGCUUCUCACUUUGUCACGUGAACUCUUGAUUUUAAUUUUUGGUUUUAAGUUAUUUCGGAAAGAGGAAAUUUGCUUUUUACUCAAAUGAGCUCUGUUGUUGACUUUCAUUCUUGGGGAAAUGUCGCAUACUUUGAGUGGCUUUGGAGAUCACUCUAGUUGAUUCGGGAACUUUUUUCUAAAAAUAACAUGAUAAUUCAGGUCACAACACCCUCGUUUCUUGAAGUUGAUCAGCGCAGUGCUUGUGUUCUUUGCAUUCAUUCAUACUCUGUGUACCAAUGGUAAACCAUUGGCAUUUGAAGGUAAAUCCCUGAAAUGUCUGUCCAUGUAAAGGCUUCUGAUUAGAAGUCACGUAGUGAUAACCAAUCUACGUUUAUAAGACAGCCUCUCUCAGAUGGCAGUCUCUUUCCCCCUGCCACCCAUUGGUUGUACUAACUGUUAUUGCUGUCCAAGUGUGUGUCCUAAUGUCCUGCCAUAUCUUCAAUCAGGUUUUUGAGUAACCCUCCUACUUGUAUCAGCUCCUGGGGGCUCCUUUAGGCAAUCAUUAAAAAUUAGCUAAGUUGGAUCUCUAGUUGUCUUCCCUGAGCUACUUGCCCAACCUAACCACCUACAGUAAAGCCCCCUGAUCUCACUGUACUGAGGUAAGCCCUUGGCACCGUGCCACUUUGCCCAUGAUCCAUAAUAUGGGUAUUAGUGGAAAGCUGUGGUAAAUUGCUUUUCAUGUUACCAUCCUCUUGUAUGCCCACUCUACCACUCUGCAGUUGUGGGGAGGUUUCUUAUCUAUUGUAUUGGCCUGACUUGUUCAUGUAUUUGAUUUUGGCAUGCCAGUACGUGAAAAUAAUCUCUCUGCUUGACAGAGGGCACAAGAUGACUAAGAAAUGCCAGUUAUAACUUGUGGUUUUCUCUUCUCAGCCUCUCACUGCAGCAAAACUCACUCCCAAACACAAGUCCUGGCUGAUUUUUCCCCCCCAUGGAGUCAGACACUUCUCUUGAACAAUUAUGGUACAGCAACUCACCAAUAUGUAGGGAAUCAAACCAGAACCUUCAGCUCAGUGGAUUGUUUUCAGGCACUCCACUCACUGGAGGAUGUUAAUGAUUUUAACAAGCUGCUAUAUGUUACACACUGUUAAUUUUUGUGCAAAGUAAAUUUGUCGGACUUGGGACAUUGAAUUCAGGCAAGCAAAUGUUUUCUCCUCCUUUCCUUCAGCUCCCCCUUCGACACCCAUAUUGUACUGACUGGUUACAGAUCACUAUAAUGUUUACUGGCGAUCAACAUGUUGUGAGAAUCAAAGCACAGCAAUUGGCCAGAUCCGAGCCACAUGUUUCCAGCUGUAAAUUGGAGUGUACCCUCUGGAGGAGUAGGAGUUCUCUGUUAAUGGGGAGAAUACAAUGUAAAGGAGGACCAUUUUCCCCUGAGCAACUGGUUGGGAAUUUGUGAAUUGGGAAGAAGUUUCUCAGAGGUGUAUCAUCAGCACCACAGUGAUUAUGUAGCCUUUAACUCUAUAGGUGUGUAAUGAAAGCUUUGGUGAAAGAUGUCAGCUGAACAGAGGGAAGCCUCCCCAUUGAUGUGAGGUAUUCAUAAAACAAUUGUGAGGGAUUAGUCUGGUUGGUAGUGAAUGCAUAAACACCUUUAGCCAUGCUGCUACUUGGCAAGCAGGCCAUUUCUCUUUCCCUGUAUCUUGGUUCUCUCCUGUUCAUUGCAAAAUAUUAGCCAGAUAUUUACUUGUUGGAUUAAUGUGGUCAACCUCAGACCAUUGCCUUAACCCACAUUGGCUACAAUACUGGUAGUUGGUCAAGGAUUGCUAGGUUGACAAUUGGCCUCUAUUGGAAUGAAGGUUAUUUCACCGUGAUUCUAGAUAAGACCGCACCUUGGUCUCUCUCUCCCUUAUAAUUAGCAGUGUACCAAAGGAGCUGGGUCAGCACUGCAGACAUGCUUCCUGCCAAAUUGGUUGCCACUAAGCAGGAGUCCUACCUUCACAUACUGAUGAGGCAGCACAGAAUGCUGGCUCAGCACACUGUUCCUUCAGAUACAGGGCAAAACACAAACUGCAGCAUCUAAGCCAAGCACUGACAAACACAACUUGUUAAGUAGUUGGUGUUCUAAUCCUCAGCCUGUUCAGGGAUGUCGUGACCAGUUUAUCCACAGGGCUUGAGUUCAAAAUGGUUGCCUUAGCUACUUGUAUACUUGAGAAAGCCAGUACUGUGUUGUUCAGCACUCGUGCUCGGUUGUUCGACAACACGGAAAACGAUAAUGAAACCUAUUUAUUAAGAACUUGAAGUUCAAUUGCUGCUGUGCUCAGUGCUGUAGUGGACUGGUCUCCCCAUUACAUUAUGCCCAGUCUCUCAUAAUAUACUGGGUAGACAAAUACAAGGAGACUUGCCUAUGUGUACUGUACAGUGCAGAGCUACACAGAGGAAUACUUGACUGUGUACUUUGUAUAGUGUGUGUGUGUAAAUACUGGCUGAGCAUUCCUGUAUGAGGCAAUUCCUUUCCCUUUUGUAAUUUUUAGGGAAGGGGUAAUGUGUGUAGUUUGGAAAUGUAAAAUAAUUGGGUUUUUCCUCUGUAUACAUAUCUGUAUAUAUAUAUUUGAUAACAUAUUGACUUAUUAAUACGUAAGAAUUUUGUAAAUAAACCUUUACUGAUUUA